Messenger RNA from Patella vulgata (common limpet), 1523 nucleotides. RefSeq names its product atrial natriuretic peptide receptor 1. The record is from RefSeq and is a predicted model, not a curated record. Gene Ontology annotation, molecular function: protein kinase activity; peptide receptor activity; guanylate cyclase activity. The transcript is spliced from 13 exons. Bases 1 to 1443 code for a protein of 480 amino acids. Gene Ontology annotation, biological process: protein phosphorylation; intracellular signal transduction; cGMP biosynthetic process. NCBI's taxonomy places the organism in Eukaryota, Metazoa, Mollusca, Gastropoda, Patellidae.
AUGGAAGAAACAGAUGGAAUUAGAUCAAUGGUGGUGCGAGAUAUAAAUUGUACCACAUUAAACCGCGUUAUUGGGGCUUGUUUAGAGACUGUACCUGAAGCUUUAUUAGUUACGGAGCAUUGUGCUAAAGGCAGUUUACAGGAUCUUUUAGGAAAUCCAAAUUUUUCACUAGAUGCCCAAUUUAAAUUUUCUUUAGCAAUAGAUGUUGCAGAGGGAAUGUGUUUUUUAACACAAAGUUCAAUAGGUUACCAUGGUAAUUUAUCAAGCUCGGUAUGUUUGAUUGAUAACCGUUUCUCAGUGAAAAUAACAGAUUAUGGUUUACCAAGUUUAUUUUGCAAUGAAAAGAAAGAUUACGACUCGCAAGAAUACAAAACAGAGUGUUUAUGGAAAGCUCCGGAGGUUCUGCGGUCUGUAACCACGAAAGGUUCUAAAGAGGCUGAUGUUUAUAGCUACGGUAUCAUACUGUAUGAAAUAUUAUCAAGGGAACAACCCUUUUUUGAAGAGACAGGUGAACUGGGGACAUCAGUUGUUUUAGAGAAAUUAAAAGCUGGUGGCAGCCCACUAUUCCGACCAAAAUUAGACUUGCCUUUAAAAAUGAAAGAAUUGGCCAAACUGAUAUCGGAAUGUUGGCAAGAACAUCCAUCAAGUCGGCCAGACUUUCCUCGUAUUAAACAAGUAUUAAGAUUACAAGCAAGCCGUUUUGGAGAAUCUGUUAACUUGUUGGAUAAUUUAUUGAGAAGAAUGGAACUGUAUGCUAAUAACUUAGAGAAAAUGGUAGAAGAUAAAACUCAGGAACUGGUAGAAGAGAAGAAAAGAUCAGAACAGCUUCUUUAUGAAAUAUUACCAAAGUCUGUAGCAGAAAAUUUAAAGUUAGGGCUCCCAGUGGAACCGGAAGCUUUUGAGAGUGUUACUAUAUAUUUCAGUGAUAUAGUUGGCUUCACAGAUAUAUCAGCACGUUCUACACCACUUCAGGUUGUUGAUCUCCUGAAUGAUCUGUAUUCGUGUUUUGAUGCGAUCAUAGACACUGUUGAUGUUUAUAAGGUUGAAACUAUAGGAGAUGCAUAUAUGGUAGUAUCAGGAUUACCAGAUAGAAAUGGUGACCACGCACAGCAGAUUGCUACGCUGGCAUUACUACUUAGACAAGCUAUCGAUUCAUUUAUUAUAAAACAUCUACCAGAUGAGAAAGUUCAACUUAGGAUCGGAAUACAUACAGGACCAACAGUAGCGGGUGUUGUAGGGUUGAAGAUGCCCAGAUAUUGUCUAUUUGGUGAUACAGUUAAUACAGCUUCUAGAAUGGAAUCGUGUGGAGAAGCUAUGAAGAUUCAUAUAAGUUCAGAGACCUACAUUAGAUUAGAGAAAUAUAUCCAGUUUACACUUAUUCCACGGGGAGAAAUAAACGUUAAGGGAAAGGGAAAUAUGGCAACGUAUUGGUUGGAGGGUUAACAGUACAAGAUAUCUAGAGAGUUCCUAGAGCAUUUUAUGCGACAUCUUAUUUGAAAAGAGACAACCCAUUAGGAUUCAAC